Molecule: messenger RNA, 3320 nt
Organism: Scylla paramamosain (green mud crab)
Lineage: Eukaryota; Metazoa; Arthropoda; Malacostraca; Decapoda; Portunidae
Product: long-chain specific acyl-CoA dehydrogenase, mitochondrial-like
Exons: 10
Coding region: 193-1509 (438 amino acids)
Molecular function (GO): flavin adenine dinucleotide binding; acyl-CoA dehydrogenase activity
Source: RefSeq, a predicted model, not a curated record
CUUGGUGGUGGUUACGUGACGGUGCUUUUAAACCCUUCGCCUGUUAAUGAUAAAUUACAUAAAGUUAUCACCGCUGGAGGUGCGUGAGGCGGUGCACCAUCAUCAUCAUCAUCAGCAGCAGCAGCAGCAGCAGUCAGUGGCCCCGCAGCAGCAAGAAGUUGGCAGUGUCUCGUCACUUGUUGUUGUGUUAUCAUGGUCCGCGUGUCCGCCUGUGCCACGCCCCUCAGGCGCCUGCUGCUGACCUGUUCUGGCACCAGGGCCACUGCGGGAGGCAUCAGGGCCCUGGGAACGUCCCUCGUGAAAAAUGAUGAGGCUACUCCGUACCGCCCCUCCACUGUGGUUGCCCCCAACAUGAUGGACAUUGGGGUCCGGACAAUCUUCAAUGAAGACCACGACAUCUUCCGAAAGUCAGUCCGAAAGUUCUUCACAGAUGAAGUGCUGAAGUACCACAAGCACUGGGAGAAGGAUGGGAACAUCUCCCGGGAGUGCUGGCUGAAGGCAGGGGAGCAAGGAUUGCUGGGCACAGACACUCCUGCAGAACACGGAGGCAUUGGGGGAGACUUCAAGGAUGCAGCAAUCAUCAUGGAGGAACAGUCCUAUGUGAAUUGUUCAGGGCCUGGGUUUCCACUGCACUCCCAGAUUGUCAUGCCAUACAUCACCCAUUAUGGCUCUCCAGAACAGAUUGAGAAGUUCAUCCCUGACAUGGCUGCUGGUAAAAAGAUUGGGGCCAUCGCCAUGACAGAGCCGGAUGCUGGCAGUGACCUGCAGGGGAUCCGCACCAAUGCCCGCCAGGAUGGUGAUGACUGGAUCCUGAACGGUUCCAAGAUUUACAUCACUAAUGGCUACAUGAGUGACGUGGUGAUUGUGGUGGCCAUCACAGACUCCUCGGCCAAAAGCAAGGCUCAUGGCAUCUCCCUCUUCCUGGUGGAGGAGGGCAUGCCGGGCUUCAAGAAAGGACGCAAGCUGGACAAGAUGGGCAUGAGCGCUCAGGACACAGCAGAACUGUUCUUUGAGGACGUUCGCCUGCCCCCCUCGGCUCUGCUAGGGAAGCCCAACCAAGGCUUCUUCUACCUGAUGAAGGAAUUGCCUCAGGAGCGGCUUCUAAUUGGGAUCAUGUCCUGUGCAAACUGUGAGUGGCAGCUGGAGGAGACAAGGGAAUACUUGCGUAACAGGAAGGCUUUUGGCAAGACCCUGUCUAACCUACAGACAAUUCGACACAAAAUGGCAGAACUGAAAACAGAAAUUUGUGUGAGUCGAGCAUUUACUGACCAGUGUAUUCAAGAACACUCAAUGAAGAAGUUGGGAGAUGAGGGGGCAUCCAUGUGCAAAUACUGGAUGUCCGACCUGCAGAACAGGGUAGCAGGCCAUUGUGUGCAGCUGUUUGGUGGUUGUGGCUACAUGACAGAGUACCCCAUCAGCAAGGCCUAUGUGGAUGCCAAGGUGCAGACCAUUUAUGGCGGCUCCAAUGAAAUCAUGAAGGAGCUCAUUGCUCGCUGCAUUUUCCGGUAGUGUUUCUGUGACGAUGAUGAUGAGGAUGAUGGAAGGUGAUGCCAAGAGGCACAGCUUUAGUACUCAUGUUUUUUUCUGUUUAGGUUUCUGACACUUGCUGUUACUAUACUGUGGCUUCUUUUCCUGUAAUAUCUGCUGUGUUCAGUCUUAUGCAUUGAUGCAGUGUACUCUGUUCCUCUGCACUCUCAAUUUAUGAUUUACUUCUGACUGUAUGUAAUAACACUACGUAACACAAUUUUUGUCUUUGACAAGUAAGUGUUAUUUUCUCUUUCCAUUGGAAAACAAUAGAAAAUGUCCAUUAUUCCUGUCAAACUUUGCUUUUGUGGCUUCUAGAAUGAUUUUUUGCCUCAAAAUAACUAAAUUUCACCAUUUUUCCAAAUGCUGUCACAGAUGAUGAAUUGACCACAUGUGUAGCAGAAUACAUCUGGAGAAUGAUUGCAGCCUCUUGAUGCCAUUUCACCUCUUGUGAUGUGUCUUCUCAGGCAGCUAAAGCAAAACUGAUUGGUGGUCUGCAAAACCCUACUUUUAUAUUGUCAAGCAGUACUCUAGAAUAUUCUUAGUCUUUCUAGAACGUGUUCCAGAAUGUUCUCAAUCUUUCUAGAAUAUUCUUGAACCUACUUAAGAAUAUUCUGAAUCACUAGAAAAGUCUUGUAGAUUCUAGAAAAUUCUUGAUACUUCUACAUAUUUCUACUGUAUUCUAGAAAAUUCUAGAAUAUUUUGGAAAUGUUUACAUUGAAUAGAAUGUUCUCAAAUGUUCUAGAAACUUCUAAGAGUGUCUGGUAGAAGAUGUGAAAAGAUUCCUGAAAUGUAACCAAAUUCUUCUAAAUAUGAGAAAUUUCUUGCUAGAUCUGGUCAGUUCAAGAAUGAUCUUAUUAAAAUUAAAAAAAUCUAAAAGAACAUUUUAUAUUCUUCGUUGCAUUGUAUUAACUUAUUUGCAACAUUUCAAAAGCAAUUAUAAGCAAUUGAGAUUUUGCAAAGGUCUUUACCUGACAUGAAAACCAUUAGUAACCCAUACUAUAAUGAAAUAAGGCAAAAAUGUAAAUUCAAAAGCAAAGUUUUAGGAUCAAAAUAACUUUUUUCUAUUUUGUUUAGAUGGAAAUAACUGAAAAAUUAUGGUUUGGGGCCAAGGACAAGACAAAACUGGAAUUUUGUUACAUAGCGUACUUUCAUAACUUACGUUGAAUUCCAUCUGUUCUCAAUCCUUAGUAUUCCUGCUCUCUGUCAUCAGAUGGAUGGUACAGUUUUACUUUGUAUUUGGAUCCUUGUUGAAAGUUAUUAUACAAACUUUCCUCCUUUUGUCUUAUCUUUAUCUAUCCAUCUGUCUAUCUUGUUUUCAUCUUAUUGUCACCUCCUGUACUCUAAUCCCCCCCCCCCCCCCUGCCUUUACUCUUGCUGCUGGAAGUCAUCCUAGGAUCUAAUGGCAACACACAAGUGACCUGCCUUUGGUACUGUGCUGCUCCACACCAGCAUCACAAAGGUUAUGCAGUGUCAUAAAGCAAUGCAAGUAAUGAAGUAUUGUAUGAGAUAGAUUUCAUUUGAAUUUGUACAGCAGUGUAAAUAUGGGUGAUGGAUUGUAAAAUUCAUUUGGUUGAUUCUCUCAUAGUAAUAGUAUGAAUGCAAUGAAGGAAGUGAUGAUAAUAUAUAAUAUAGUUACAGUGUAUUCUUCACUGGAAAUAUUUUUGUAAAAUAUGAACUUAAGAAAUGUUUCAGCACAAUGCAAUUAGAUAUAAACCCUUCAAAGCAUUUGUUUGAAAUAAUGCUACCAAGAAUUUUGGAAUGUAGAAUUGGUCUCAUUACAGUGAAAGUUAGUU